AUGCUUAUGAUCAUCGAUAACCUUCUGGACGGACAAGUUACGGAUCCACUCAAAGGCAAAGGAGUUGGAUCUCCCAGACCGCCGUCUAGUCAAGCACAUGACCCAGGGUUUUUCCCUUUUGAUCCUAAGCCUCCAUCCUCGACCAUCGCCGCACGGCUGAAAACUGCAAAGGGCCGCAAUGAAGCCACUAUUGCGAAGCUCGACAAACAGCCUAGCGACGAGGUCUCCGAGAAGGCUUGGUUGGAAACGCUUGAAGAAGUUCAGAAAGGCUGGAUUUUCGAAGAUACCGACCCGCAGCUUGACAAAGUUCUUGUGGCGCACCGUUUCGGUCUAAAGCAGGGUUCGAAAACUCGAGUCAUCGAUAAUUGCAAGUCCUGCUCUUUCAAUCUUACCACUGGUGUCCCGGAGAAAUACCGACUGCACGGAGUAGAGUUCAUAGCUGCCUUCCUGCUGCUUGCAAUGCGCGAUCCAAGAUCGCACGGGUGCAAGAUCCGUGGACGUACGCUCGACUUGACGGCAGCCUACAAACAGUAUGCUGUCCAUCGCUCCGACCGCGAUGUCCUUAGGAUAGGAGUGAAGGACCCGCAGCAGAAUCGCACUAGAGUUUACGGAGUAAACUCUCUUCCGUUUGGGGCCACAGGUUCAGUGCCUUCCUUCCUUCGAUGCGCUGCAGCCUUUUGGCUGCUCGGUGCCAAGGGGUUAGGUUUAGCCUGGACUAAUUAUUUCGAUGAUUACCCGAUGUUUGCAAAGGACGACUGUGCUGAAUCGGCAGACGAAGUAGCUGCCGAUUUCUUCGAUCUCCUUUCUGUCCUGUACGCCCGCGAAGGAAAGAAAGCCACUGCUUUCACUGAAAUCUUUAGGGCUCUCGGACUCUUGUUCGAUCUCAGCCGUUUCGGCGAGGGGGAGGUCACUAUCGGCCACACUCCUGAGCGACGUGAGGAGUUGAAGGCCACGAUAGAAGCCAUCCUAACCGCCGACUGCCUUUCGCACAGUGAGGCCGAAAGUUUGAGGGGCAGACUGCAUUGGUUCACAUCCUUUUUGUUUGGGCGCCGAUCGUCACAAGCCCUUAACGUGGUUUCCGAUUGGGUGAAUCGAGGAGCCACUCACGGCAGACUCUCUGACGACAUGAAGGAAGCGCUCACUUACUUGAAAGAUGUGGCCCUUACAGCCCCACCUUUAAAGAUUUCGCGUAGUCUACACAAGACGUUUUACAUUUUCACUGACGGCAGCCUUGAGAACCACACCGCUUGCAUCGGAGGCAUCUUGCACGAUGAUCGAGGCGAACCUCUCAGCUUCUUUUCGAUCGUGCUUGACAGUGCUGCGGUUAAAAGGUUGCACGAACAAUCAGAGCAUCCAAUAUAUGAAAUCGAACUGCUUGGAGUGUGGGCGGCCCUGUCAAUCUGGCAGGAGUGCAUCCAUGAUAGCUUCUGCGUUUGCUACUUGGAUAACGAAGCCGUCCGUGGAGCCUUAGUAGCGGCCAGAUCCUCCACCCUUAAGGGAGGAUUGAUCUUGGAAGACUGCUUGAAGCUGGAAGACUCAGCGCUCUGCAGGCCAUGGUUUGGCCGUGUGCCAACCCAUAGUAAUUGCGCAGACGACCCUAGCAGAGGGUCCUUCGAACACUUGACGGCAAAAGGGGUUCGUCGCGACUCCCUAGCUUCAUGCUGGCCCUUCUAG
Messenger RNA from Symbiodinium sp. CCMP2592, 1674 nucleotides. NCBI's taxonomy places the organism in Eukaryota, Dinophyceae, Suessiales, Symbiodiniaceae. The record is from the annotation of a GenBank genome assembly.